Molecule: messenger RNA, 1401 nt
Organism: Penicillium vulpinum
Lineage: Eukaryota; Fungi; Ascomycota; Eurotiomycetes; Eurotiales; Aspergillaceae
Gene: nsdD
Product: GATA-type sexual development transcription factor NsdD
Exons: 4
Coding region: 1-1401 (466 amino acids)
Biological process (GO): regulation of DNA-templated transcription
Molecular function (GO): sequence-specific DNA binding; zinc ion binding
Source: RefSeq, a predicted model, not a curated record
AUGGGGUCUUUGGAAGCUGCACCUAGGCACAGAGACCCUUUACCCGCCAUAGGUUUUCUAGGGAAAGACGGAUCGGGAUAUACCUCCAGACACCCUUCUAGUGUUACCUCCUCUCCAACCCCUCUGAUGAGUCCUAACGUCAUGUACGGACAACCCCUACCUUACUCCUACGCGUCGAAUGCGCCACCAGGGUACAUCUCGUCGCCGGAGGCACGUCGCGCCAUUGAAGAUGAGAAGGAAAAACACACCCCAAGACAAUCCCUGCCAUCAAUCCACGAGGCCCUCGGCAAUGAUCCUCUCCCAUACCCUGCAUCCACCUCCGCUCCUCAACAACAACCCACACACCCUGCGCCUUCGCAUCUCACCGGGCGACCGAGCGCAGAAGGUCCAGUUGGACCACCUAAUCCUUUCUCGAAUGGACAUCCGACGGGACCUUUGAUGCGGGACUCUUUCCCUCAUCAAGCUCAGUUGCAAGAUACAUCGCGCUCCAGCCUCGCCUCCAUCAACACACAGGAUUCGCGCAACCCUUCACUACACUCCAUCAGCACGGGCAAGUCCCCUACACAGAGCUCCAAAACAGGAAUCACUUCAAUUGGAUCGCAAAAUUCAUCCGGGUACGAGUACAGUGCGCCAACCUCCGCCGGUAGCGUGACUUCGCCUACUGGUUAUGGUCAUUUCCCUCCAAAUUACUCCUUUCAAUCUCAGUCCAGUCACUCAUACCCUCCUACUCCCUACGACAAUCGUCCCUACAUGGGCGCACCGCGCGUGGAAGAAGUCAAGGGUGCAUUUGUGGGUCGACCAGGUCCUCCCCAUAAUGACUCUGUCAAGCGGCAUCUGGAUGUCUAUGAUGUGGAGACAUCUUUGAAUGAGAUCGCCGAAUUGAGUACGCGAACCCUAGACUUUUCACGGCACUACGCGGCUCGCGCACAUCAGACACAACGGUCUGGCCCGAUAUUAGGGUCUCUCCCUUCGCUAAAUGAAGUGGAGGACAUGCUUCACAUGCAACGGCGGAACCAAGAUGCUCUGAUUCGGAUACGUACAGCCGUGGUGAACCAAGAACAUGCUCUGGCCGAACAGAUGGCUCAGCGAAAGGCGUUCAAGACCGAAGAUGAACACAUGGCGAUGUACCAAGAAGAGUUCAAAGGAACGGGCGGAUUUGCAGGCGCAGACCCAAAGAAACGACGUGGAAAAGCGGCCCCUCCUGGUCGUUGCCACAGCUGUAAUCGAGCCGAGACACCAGAAUGGCGCCGGGGCCCCGAUGGUGCGCGGACUCUCUGUAACGCCUGUGGGUUACAUUACGCCAAGUUGACUCGCAAGAUGGGCGCCCACAAAGCGGCAAGUUUGGGUUCAAAUCUGAAGCCCAAAUCGGUUCUUGACUCCGCCUCACCAACCAGUCAUUAA